Messenger RNA from Eublepharis macularius, 3208 nucleotides. RefSeq names its product zinc finger protein 131 (gene ZBTB35). The transcript is spliced from 7 exons. Gene Ontology annotation, cellular component: nucleus. The record is from RefSeq and is a predicted model, not a curated record. Gene Ontology annotation, molecular function: DNA-binding transcription factor activity, RNA polymerase II-specific; protein binding; RNA polymerase II cis-regulatory region sequence-specific DNA binding. NCBI's taxonomy places the organism in Eukaryota, Metazoa, Chordata, Lepidosauria, Squamata, Eublepharidae. Gene Ontology annotation, biological process: regulation of transcription by RNA polymerase II. Bases 249 to 2099 code for a protein of 616 amino acids.
CACAGCGGACACAGCUCGCGGCGCCCUCACUCCUCCCGGCAUGCACCGGGAGCCCGCCAGUUUCCCGAGAGCGCCUCGUCAGGUAAAGGAGGCCAACAAGUCCGCUGUUUCCGGCGCGCGGUGCAGGACGGGAAUGCGAGUAGCGUUGUCGGCCGGCGCCUGCCUGGUUUUUCGGAGAGCUAGGCGGGCGGGCGGCGAUAGCGGCGGCCGAGGCGGACGGCAGGCCUGGCGAGAUAACUCCAUUAGCCAUGGAAGCUGAAGAGACGAUGGAAUGCAUUCAGGAAUUUCCAGAACAUUAUAAAGUAAUUUUGGACAGACUGAAUGAACAGCGAGAGCAGGAUCAAUUCACAGACAUCACUCUGAUUGUCGAUGGUCAUCAUUUUAAAGCUCAUAAAGCUGUUCUUGCUGCCUGUAGCCAGUUUUUCUACAAAUUCUUUCAAGACUUCACUCAGGAGCCUCUAGUAGAGAUAGAAGGUGUAAGUAACAUGGCAUUUCGCCACUUAAUUGAGUUCACCUACACCGCCAAGCUGAUGGUCCAAGGGGAAGAAGAAGCGAAUGAUGUCUGGAAGGCAGCUGAGUAUCUCCAGAUGUUAGAAGCCAUUAAAGCACUCGAAAUCAGGAACAAGGAAAACUCAUUGCCGCAUGAAUUAAAUCAAGCACAAGAUGUAAAUAAAGCUAAAAAGAGGAAGAUAGCGGAGACCUCUAACGUUAUUACAGAGACACUGCCGUGUGCGGAAUCGGAGCCUGUUGAAAUCGAGGUGGAGAUAGCAGAAGGGGCCAUCGACGUGGAAGAAAAUAACAUAGAAGCACUAGAGGAGGUUGCAUCUGCCGAACAAUCUAUCAAAUACAUACAGACCACAGGCACUUCCGAUGAGUCAGCAUUAGCCCUUCUGGCAGAUAUCACCAGCAAGUUCCGCCACGGGGAGAGGAAAAGUCAGAUCCAGGAGGAAUGUGACAGUGUGUCUGACCCGAUGGGCAAACAGGUGGAAGGCAUCGAAAUCAUGGAACUCCAGCUGUCACACGUCAACAACCUGUUCCACUGUGAAAAGUGCAACCGUUCAUUUAAGUUGUUCUACCACUUUAAGGAGCACAUGAAAACGCACUCCACAGAGAGCUACAAGUGUGACCUAUGCAACAAAAGGUACCUCCGGGAGAGUGCAUUGAAGCAGCACCUUACCUGUUACCACAUUGAUGAAGGUGGUGCCAACAAGAAGCAGAGGCCGGGCAAAAAAAUACACGUCUGCCAGUACUGUGAUAAACAAUUUGACCAUUUUGGCCAUUUUAAGGAACAUCUUCGGAAACACACAGGUGAAAAGCCAUUCGAGUGUCCAAACUGCCACGAACGUUUUGCUAGGAACAGCACGCUCAAAUGUCACUUGACAGCGUGCCAAUCCGGUGCUGGUGCUAAAAAGGGGCGGAAAAAGCUUUAUGAAUGCCAGGUCUGCAACAGUGUCUUUAAUAGCUGGGACCAAUUUAAAGAUCACUUGGUAAUACACACGGGCGACAAGCCCAACCACUGCACCAUAUGCGAUGUCUGGUUCAUGCAAGGCAGCGAGCUGAGGAGGCACCUGCAGGAAAUCCACCACAUUUCAGAACGGAUAGUGACUGAGGACAUCCUUCCCGUGGACAGUGAUCCCGUGGCCUCAAUGACUAUCAUUGAGCAGGUGGAACAAGUCCAUGUUUUGCCAUUAAUUCAGGUUCAGGUGGAUCCAGCACAAGUGACGGUUGAGCAGGUGCACCCGGAUUUGAUACAGAACAAUCAAAUAAAAGAGGAACAAAUAGCAGAGCUGCAAGAACAGGUAGAAAUCAGUUACUUGGAAGUGGAGCACAUUCAGACUGAGCAAGGGACGGAAGUGCAUAUGGAGGAGCUGGACGUCGAACAUGUAAAUCAGUUGCAAAUGGAGGAGGUUCAGGCACAGCUCAUAGAGGAAACGGAUCUUGGGCAGGUAGAGUCAGAACAUGUGGCUCAAGGAGGACUAGAGGCAGGCACACCUGUGCAGGUGGAUGAGAUUGCAGCACCAGCAGCUGAUCAUGAAGAAUCAGAUGAUUUAAAAACUCAGCCAAUAGUGGAUGUACCAGAGGACAAAGUGGAAACUUAGGACAACACUGUGUGUGUUACUUGUGAUUUGAAAUAUGUCAUACCAAAUGAUUAUUUUUUUGUUAAUUUUCUUUUUUGACUUUUGCACCAACAAUGGGAAUGGCUCUCCUGCAUUGAUGCCCUUCAGGAACUAGACAGGUGGACCAAAGUUAAGAUACUUGGUUAAAUAGUCCUUCUUAUAGUUUCAUUUUUUUUUUAAAGAUCCUCUUUCAUUCAUUAAAAGAAAUACCAUGGAAUAAAGUCUGUUCUAGACGCAGACAGCUUUGUGUGAAGUUUAAUUGUAGAGUUUUGUUAGACUGUACCAUUAGGUCUUUUGAAGCAAGUUCUAUUCCUUCUUUCAGAACACGUUUAAAGUUAACGUUGUGAGGUUUCAGCGUUUGUACAGAUUAGCUAAAGACAGUUGAACAACCUGGUUAAAAAUUGCAACUAUUUUUUUUUCUUUCCUCCAUUAAUAUUUUGCAGUAGCUGCAAUCUUUGGCUUUAUUUGUGUUCUUAAAUGUAGUCGCUAUCUUGGAAGCCUGGAAAUUGGAGAACGCUAAGGUUUGGGGCUUAAAAAAGCAAAACAAGACAAAACAAAAUCUUUGUGCCUUUUCACAACCAAGUAAAUUAAACUUCCACAAAGCUCUGAAGGUAUUUACAAAGACAAUGUAGAUAUUGCUGUACCGUGCUUUGUAAUCUUGCUUGCGAUUCUCAGCUGACAGGGUUUUUUUACAUUAAAAUAAAUGUAGAUGAGGGAGAGGAAGUGGAUUCUCAUCACUGGCAGGGUUUUCUGUGGGGGUGGGGGAGAAGGGCCAUUCAUAAUAGGAAUAAUUCAGCUGUAUCUUUUGCAAGGUAUCAGUUGGCUGAAAGGUUGCACUGGCGCCAGAUUUUUAUUUUUUAUGGGGGGAAAGGUACAUUUUUAUAUUUAAAAGAAAUGAAUUAAAAAAAAAUACAAUGUGUCUGCACAAUGCAUCAGGCUACUGUUUUAUUUAAACAUUUUUAAAUUUUCCCGAAAUACUUUGUGUCUAAAAGAUGGGGUGGGGGGGAAUUGACUUAAAAGCCAUAGGUAUGAGUGGUUUUAAACUGUGGAUUCAUAAAAGUGUAAAUAUUUUAAUCAGUAUUAUUGAACAA